This is a messenger RNA of Spirometra erinaceieuropaei, 486 nucleotides long. Lineage: Eukaryota; Metazoa; Platyhelminthes; Cestoda; Diphyllobothriidea; Diphyllobothriidae. The record is from the annotation of a GenBank genome assembly.
AUGGACGGUCAACUCCUCAAGGAUCAGCGUAUGCACUACCAGUCGCUCGUAUCCACAACUACCGUCCACGAACUUCUCUUCAUGGACGAUUGCUCCCUCAGGGUUGCAACAGAAGGAUACAUGCAAAGGACUACGGUCCUCUUCACCGCCGUCUGUGACAACUCGGGCCUGAUCAUCAACACAGAGAAGACGGUGUUCAUGAAUCAACAGCUACCCAACGCUGCCGACAACGCACCCCAAAUUAACUUCAAUGGAGCCCAACUGCAAGCCCGUGGAAACUUCAACUAUCUGGAUGAUACCCUCUCUCGCAGCACCAAAAUCGACGAUGAAGUGGCCCACCAGAUUUCCCAAGUCAGUCGAACCUUCGUUGACUUGCAAAACACCAUCUGGUAUCGUCAUCGUCUCCACCUCAACACCAGACUGAAGAUGUACAAAGCAGUCAUGCUGGAGACGCUGUUGUAUGGAGCGAAGACCCGGACGGUGUAA